Molecule: messenger RNA, 639 nt
Organism: Rhopalosiphum padi (bird cherry-oat aphid)
Lineage: Eukaryota; Metazoa; Arthropoda; Insecta; Hemiptera; Aphididae
Exons: 4
Coding region: 1-600 (199 amino acids)
Source: RefSeq, a predicted model, not a curated record
AUGCCUAAUUUAUUUGAAAUUAGUGAUGAUGAACUAGUAGUAAAUGAUGGUUAUGAUUCUGAUAAAGAUCCAGAUUAUUGUCUGCUUCAGCCACUUCAGGCUUCAAAUAAUGAUACAUUUAUUGAAAACUCGCAUAAUAGUUCAACCUCAUCUGAAUAUAUUAGGUAUAAUGAUCAGUUAAAUCUUGAUCAAUAUUUUCCUAUUACCAAUGAAGAGAAUCUGAAUACCUUUGAAAGCAAAAUUCUAAACAACAAAGAUUUUAAAUCAAAUUUGCCGCCGCCGCGGCGAUAUGAAAUUCAACGCCAUCUCUUGAGCGUUGUAUACGUUUCACUUUUACCAGAACGGCCUCUUAAAGAUGUUGGAGAUAGCAUAAGAAGAAUUAUGUCAAAAAUGUUCUCCGAUGAAUUUCUCUGUGCAUAUUCACUUGAAGGUUUUAAAAAGAAGAAAAGUUUUAUCAAAUUAGGAAGUUACAGUAUAUUAAUUGAUUCCUUAAGAAUUCAUCCUAAGUAUAAAUCAAUUGUUGAAAAAGAAUUACAUAGCCCAUUAGCAGUUUGGUUGGCGCAUGCCAAAUAUCGCCUUGCAAAUAAAAAUGAAAACUAAUUUUCUAAUACUAUAAUUUGUAUACUGCUGUAAUUUAAA